Molecule: messenger RNA, 1899 nt
Organism: Xiphophorus hellerii (green swordtail)
Lineage: Eukaryota; Metazoa; Chordata; Actinopteri; Cyprinodontiformes; Poeciliidae
Gene: aldh6a1
Product: aldehyde dehydrogenase 6 family, member A1
Exons: 12
Coding region: 109-1689 (526 amino acids)
Biological process (GO): L-valine catabolic process; thymine catabolic process
Cellular component (GO): mitochondrion
Molecular function (GO): methylmalonate-semialdehyde dehydrogenase (acylating, NAD+) activity
Source: RefSeq, a predicted model, not a curated record
CCCAAAGUAAUCCAUGUCCGUGAGGGAGAACUCUGACUGCUCUUGGACCAUCGCGCUACCUGCAGGAUCUGUGAAAUCAGGUCGUUUUAGGAGAAAAAGCAUUUCACCAUGGCGGCAUUAGCAUUAAGAUCAGUGCUUAGAACCAAGGUCCAUCCUAAAAUUGGCCGUCUGUGCUAUUCCUCCUCCUCAGUGUCUACUGUUAAACUCUUCAUCGAUGGGAAAUUUGUAGAGUCCAAAUCCUCAGAAUGGCUUCAUAUUCACAAUCCUGCUACCAAUGAAGUGAUUGCCCGUGUUCCCAAAGCCACCCAGGAGGAGAUGUUGGCUGCUGUAGACUCCUGCUCCAGAGCCUUUCACUCUUGGUCUGAGACCUCCAUUUUGUCCCGGCAGCAGAUCUUCCUGCGCUACCAGCAGCUUAUCAAGGACAACAUUAAAGAACUCGCCAAUUCCAUCACAUUGGAGCAGGGCAAAACCCUGGCAGACGCAGAAGGAGACGUGUUCAGAGGGUUGCAGGUGGUGGAGCACGCCUGCAGCAUCACGUCUCUGAUGCUGGGAGAAACUCUGCCCUCCAUCACCAAGGACAUGGACACCUACACCUACCGUCUUCCCAUCGGUGUGUGCGCCGGCAUUACUCCCUUCAACUUCCCCGCCAUGAUCCCCCUGUGGAUGUUCCCCAUGGGGAUGGUGUGCGGCAACACGUACCUGCUGAAGCCGUCGGAGCGCGUGCCGACCUGCGCCAUGCUGCUGGCCAAAAUGCUGCAGGACGCCGGUGCUCCGGACGGGACACUGAACAUCAUACAUGGGCAGCAUGCUGCUGUGAAUUUCAUCUGUGACCACCCGGCCAUCAAGGCCAUCAGCUUCGUUGGCUCAAACCAAGCCGGGGAGUAUAUUUAUGAAAGGGGAUCUAAAAAUGGCAAAAGGGUCCAAUCCAACAUGGGUGCCAAGAACCAUGGUGUGGUGAUGCCCGAUGCCAACAAGGAGAACACUCUGAACCAGCUUGUGGGAGCGGCGUUCGGGGCAGCGGGCCAGCGCUGUAUGGCCCUGUCCACGGCCAUCCUGGUGGGCGAGGCUCGGCGCUGGCUGCCGGAGCUGGUGGAGCGUGCCAAGGCUCUGCGCGUGAACGCAGGGGACCAGCCUGGUGCGGAUGUGGGGCCCCUGAUCUCCCCGCAGGCCAGAGACAGAGUCUGCAGUCUCAUCCAGAGCGGCGUGGAUGAAGGAGCUCAACUUCUCCUCGAUGGCCGAAACGUCAAGGUCAAAGGUUAUGAGAAUGGCAACUUUGUCGGACCCACCAUCAUCAGCAACGUCACACCCGGGAUGAAGUGCUACAAGGAGGAGAUCUUCGGACCCGUCCUGAUUGUCCUCGAGGCAGACAGUCUCGACGAUGCCAUCCACCUGGUCAACAACAACCCCUACGGCAACGGCACCGCCAUCUUCACCACAAAUGGUGCCGCGGCGCGCAAAUACAGUCAUGAGGUGGACGUGGGCCAGGUUGGAGUCAAUGUGCCCAUCCCUGUGCCGCUGCCAAUGUUCUCCUUCACUGGAUCAAGAGGAUCCUUCAGAGGAGACACAAACUUCUAUGGGAAGCAGGGCAUCCAGUUCUACACGCAGAUCAAAACCAUAACCUCACAAUGGAAAGCUGAAGACGCUACUUUAAAAAGUCCUGCCGUUACCAUGCCAACAAUGGGACGCUGAAUGCCUCAUCCUACAAGUGCUUCUGAUGUAACUUCAAGUUUUCUUCCAGAAAGAAAACAAACUACAGUAUAUGUUCAUAGAUAGAUGAAUGAUGUGAAAUAACACCCAUUUUAAAGACUUUGUAUGUAAACAGUGUGCUUAGAUGCUGAAUGAAUGUCUGCAGAGCGGUGCAGAAGAGGAAACACUAAUAAAUCUUGUUGGGUCCUAAAA